CAUAUGUAUUAAUUGUACCUAAAUACUUUAUAUCAUAGAGUAAUCAUAUUUACUUACUUGUUAUUUCUUUUAACCCAACCUUUUAUUAAGUUUCUUAAUAUUAAUACUAACUAUUAACAAAUAAACAUGUAUCACGCACGAUUAAUGUUGAGAAAUGCUAAUUGUCUGAGUAACAUAAUCGAAGGAGCGAUAUACAGACACGCAAAUUUGUCAUCUUUAGUGGUUAAGUCAAAGAAUUUUUCUAGCACUUCUGAUAUAAAGACCCAUCAAGAAAACGCACCUUUAGAAGAAUCUGAAAGAGCUGGAGGUUUUGCUAAAGCAUAUGAAAAACAAUCCCAUAUUCUUGAUUCACAAGAAAAUGAAAAUCAUACAUUUGCAUCGUUACUCCGGAAUUCUAAGUUAAUUGAUCUAGGAGAUCCUGUGGGGAAAGUAGUUAUUGGUAAAAUCUUUCAUGUGGUUCAAGAUGAUUUGUAUAUUGAUUUUGGCUGGAAAUUUCACUGUGUCUGCACUCGACCUACAAAUAGAGGGGACGAAUAUGUAAGAGGAACAAGAGUCAGAAUACAAAUAAAUGAUUUGGAGUUAUCAUCUAGGUUCCUGGGAUCCAGUUCAGACUUGACAUUAUUAGAAGCAGAUUGUAAGUUAUUAGGAAUUGUUUCAACCCCAGUUAGAACUAGUGCAAAGGUAUAACUUAUUAUUGGAUGUAACUAUUUAAUAAAUUAGUAGAUUAUUAUACAGAAUUGCUAUUUUUUUCAUACAAUAGCUGACCUUUAUAAGUAAAUAGAUGUGAAAAAGAAUGUGAAUGUGAAAAAGACUCCAUUUUCCACGCUUAGCCUCUCACUUGGGCCAUUGUGUGUAAUAAGUAAAUAGAUACAUACAUAUAUAUCUCUCACACCUAUCUCCCAUUGGAGUAGACAGAAACUAUGGAACACCAAAUGCUCCUAUUCAAACAAACUUCUUUUGCUUCCUCAACAUUUAUCAAUCUAUUCUUACAUGUUUGCUGGUUAUGCAACUUCUGCUAUUUGGUGAGCAAAUGUCUGCUGCUGCCCUAAAGGCGGCCCCUGCUAAUAUUUCCAUGAUCUAUUGAAGUUUAAUUGAAACUAUUGUCCAUUUUUGCUAUGAAAGUCUGCUCAUUGUAUUAUUUAUUUAUUUAUUUUAUUUGGGAUAACAACAGCUUUUAAUAAAAUUGAAUACAUAUUACAUUGCAUUUACUAUAUGCUAGCCAAUUAUAGUUAUCGACAGCGCAAAACAUAAGCAUCCAUUAAGCAAAUAUUAUACUAUUAAUAAGUAAUAUAUUAAUAUUCAGAAUUAAUUAAUUCUUUUGUUAUUCAAUAAUGCUGUAAUUAUUCAAUCAAUAUUCUCGAUUUGUUUGCAUUAUCCCAUUCAUACUCAAUUUAAUUUACCAACAGGUGAACCUUAUAUUUGCCAUUUACCUAAACAAUUAUAAUUCUAUGAAGUAGGUACUAGUUAAUGGUGGGUAAACAAUAAAAAAUAAGUUUCAAUUCAACAGUUUAUUUAAUUGACAUAAUUAUAUUUGGACAACAUCAAUUAUGAAAUAUCUAUAUAUAAACUACACUACAAUAAUAAUGUAUAUUUAUUGUCUUUCUUUGUGAUUAUUAAGUAAUCUGUUUCACAGUUUAACCAUAAUCAAAGCAUUUGAACAUUCCAAUGAUUGAAACACUAAAUAUGGAAAAAAUUCCAAUAAUGUUAUAUAAAAAUAAAUGGAAUGUCAAAAA
Molecule: messenger RNA, 1733 nt
Organism: Galleria mellonella (greater wax moth)
Lineage: Eukaryota; Metazoa; Arthropoda; Insecta; Lepidoptera; Pyralidae
Gene: mRpS28
Product: 28S ribosomal protein S28, mitochondrial
Exons: 2
Coding region: 127-687 (186 amino acids)
Cellular component (GO): mitochondrial small ribosomal subunit
Source: RefSeq, a predicted model, not a curated record